Plasmodium gonderi is the source of this 852-nucleotide messenger RNA. RefSeq names its product variable surface protein. Lineage: Eukaryota; Apicomplexa; Aconoidasida; Haemosporida; Plasmodiidae. The record is from RefSeq and is a predicted model, not a curated record. The transcript has 3 exons. The coding region runs from base 1 to 852 and encodes 283 amino acids.
AUGGAGAAUUCAAUUUAUAAAUUUUUGCCCCUAUUACCGAUAUAUAAUGAAAUUAUGAACAAUUAUAAAAAUGAAGCUAAUACUGGAACAGGCGGGUCUUGGCAUAGCGAUGUAUGUAAUAUAAAACAUAGGCAAAAGAGAUUAGAAAUAAUAAAUGAUGAAAAUCUUAAAAAACAAAACAUAUGCACAGAAGCUAUGUUAUAUUUAGUUGAUAUUCAAACCAUGGAUAAUAGCACAUUGGAAAAAUCUAGCUGCAUAUAUCUGUAUUUUUGGUUGUCUCAUAAUCUUAAACAUAUAAAUAAUAUAGAGGAUAUUACAAACAAUUAUGAUAAUCUGCUUAAAUUAUAUGAAUCUUUUGGAAAUGGCCUUCCAGAUCAUAAGUGUAAUAAAUAUAAAAUUCAAAUUAUAGAGGAUUUACGAUUAAUAAAAGAUAUACAUGAUAUUCAUAAUUAUGCUAAAAAGAGAAAGAUUAUCAAUCUGAAUAAGGAUGCAACAUUUGUUCAAAAAGCAAUGUCAUUAAAAAAUUAUUAUGAUAAAAAAAUACAAACAAAAGGAACAGUAACUUGUGACACAAAAAUGACAAGUGUAACAGAAACAGCAGUGUCAUGCAAAAAUAAUAUUGCAUUUCCUAUUAUAAUUACACUCUUUGUAACAUCAUUAAUAACUAUUUCAUUAUUUAUUUUACAUAAGUACACAUCAUUUAGUUCAUAUUUGAAAAGCAUAAUAUCAUAUAAAAGAAAUAAGUAUAAUCAUAUAGGUGAAGAAAUAAAUAGAUUUCAUGGACCCCAAAUAUCUAACAGUAUAGUAAGAGAUGACGAAUAUUACAUGUUAUAUAAUUAUCAAAAAUAUUAA